This is a messenger RNA of Bradysia coprophila, 1066 nucleotides long. Its product is annotated as protein trapped in endoderm-1-like. NCBI's taxonomy places the organism in Eukaryota, Metazoa, Arthropoda, Insecta, Diptera, Sciaridae. The record is from RefSeq and is a predicted model, not a curated record.
CCGGUGAUUUCAGGCAGUCUGCACACCUCUAAGAAUCAGAGUCCAAUCAGUAUAAUUUGUGAUUUAUGAAAUUUGAGUCCAACUUUUUAUUAUUUGUUAAUCAUUCUUAGUCUGGUGAACACCAGAAGAUGUCCUCGGCAGCAAGUGUGUGCGGAGCAAUAUUUUUCGUCGUCUAUUCGAUUAUCGGAAUUGCGGGCAAUUCGAUAACGACCAUAGCGUUGCUGCGUGAUCGAAAAAUACGACAACACUCAACGACGGCUUUCAUUCUUUCGCUGUGCAUAUCGGAUUGGAUCUUUUCUCUAGUUGUCAUGCCUUUGAUGGCUGCUGCAUACAUGAAUGAAGAUCUGAUGUCGAACAAAAUAUUGUGUAAAUUGCACAUAUCAGCACUGAUGACUAAUUUCUCCAUUACCAUGAAUAGCAUAGCAGCAAUAGCCAUAAAUAGGUACAUACUCAUCGUUCAUAAUAGCUUUUAUAAGAACGUCUAUCGCAACUCCAUCGUGUUGCCACAAUUAUUAAUAAUCUGGCUCCUGCCGAGUGUACUGAUAUUAUUUCCCUUAUUUGAUAAAUGGGGAACAUUAGGGAAAAGCCGAGAGUUAUGCAAAGUGAUGGAAAAAGAUGGCAGGUCAUCGGAGGACUUUUUGUAUGUGGUCGGAGGUAUUAUUCCAUGCGUCAUCGUUGGCGUUUUAUACGCUCGCAUUAACUGUAAAGUUCGCCAACAAUCCAAAAAUAUGUCGCAGCAUAAGACACUUGGUCCGUCAUCGAGAAACGAACGUAAUUUGACGAUGAUGACUUUAGCGAUUUAUGUUGCAUGUUUGGUGUGCUGUGUUCCGGUGGUUAUUGAACACUUUUGGUUCAUGUCACUGGACAAUCCUUGGCCGAAUGUGAUUGCAGCAAUAUGUGGCGGUUUAAUAUUUAUUAUCGAUCCCUUUAUUUAUGCCGCUACGAAUCGUAAGUAUCGAGCUGCUUACCGCAGAUUAUUUGCCGAUAUGAAAUUUUGGGAUAAGCAAUAGACAUUUUCGUUUUGUUAUCCGAAGUAUAGUACGUAUAGUAUCAUUCAUUGAUCGAA